Molecule: messenger RNA, 2490 nt
Organism: Amborella trichopoda
Lineage: Eukaryota; Viridiplantae; Streptophyta; Magnoliopsida; Amborellales; Amborellaceae
Gene: PHT2;1
Product: phosphate transporter 2;1
Biological process (GO): phosphate ion transmembrane transport
Cellular component (GO): membrane
Molecular function (GO): phosphate transmembrane transporter activity
Source: RefSeq, a predicted model, not a curated record
CUCCCCUUCUCUCACCACCACUCAUUUUACUCAUGUUUUCAUCCGUUAAUGCUCCUUUUCAAACAUUCCUCUCCACACUUCAAAAACUUAAGAAUCACAAAACCAGCACAAUCCCCACAAUCCACGAACAUGCCCAACAAUCGCUCUGCAACUCCGCCCCUUCAUCCAUGGCCGCCAUGACCCUAACCCUAUUCCUAAUCUGAUCCCUCUUCCUCCUCUCUCUGAAAUGACUUCUACUUCCUCUCCCACUUACUUUUUCUCCUCUAAUGCCUCCAAUUCUCUCUACAAAAACCCUAACUUCUGCAAUUUCAAACACUCCCCUCUCCUCAUCCACUUCACCAGAGCUCUCCAAAACCCGAAUGGCCUCCGCCCCCUCCCUAUUCUCCGGCCAAAUCGCCGGAGUCCGCGACCAGUUGCUGGAAUAUCACAAUUUGCAGAGGAUUCCGGCCAUGAAAAGCUCAACCAAACACUGAAGUCCUCAGAUGCAAAUGAUCUCCCUGAAAUGGCUCGAGCCUUCAAUGUAUCUUCGCAAACGGCCUCAGCAAUCACAGUCUGCACAGCCGUGGCCGCCCUUUCCUUUCCUCUUCUCAUGAAAUCGUUGGGGCAAGGAAUGGCCAUGAAAACUAGGGUUUUAUCGUACAUAACCUUGCUCUCUGGUUUCUACAUGGCCUGGAACAUAGGGGCAAACGAUGUAGCAAACGCCAUGGGAACAAGUGUAGGGAGUGGAGCUUUAAGCUUGAGGCAAGCAGUGGUUACAGCCGCUAUUCUCGAGUUCUCUGGAGCUUUGUUAAUGGGGACUCACGUUACGAGCACCAUGCAAAAGGGGCUUUUGGUGGCCUCUGUGUUCAAUGGAAAUGCGUCGCUUCUUUUUGCUGGGCUUCUCUCUUCUCUCGCAGCUGCCGGAACUUGGUUGCAAGUUGCUUCAUAUUUCGGUUGGCCAGUCUCCACCACGCACUGCAUAGUGGGAGCCAUGGUGGGUUUUGGUCUUGUCUAUGGAGGAGUGGGUGCAGUCUUUUGGAGCUCACUAGCCAGAGUUGCUUCAUCCUGGGUCAUCUCCCCGGCCAUGGGAGCCGCAGCCUCAUUCCUUGUCUACAAAGGCAUUAGAAGGUUUGUAUACAGUGCCCCGAACCCUGGUCAAGCUGCUGCUGCUGCCGCCCCCAUAGGGGUCCUUAUAGGUGUGAGUGGUGUCAUCUAUGCAGCCCUCCCCCUAAGCAAGUCCCUUCCCAUCGCAAUAUGCCAAUCUCUCGGAUGUGGCAUCAUCGGUGCAAUCCUCAUAAGUCGAGUAAUCCACAAACAACUCGGCCAUCUCCUUCUCAAACCUGAAUCCCCUGAACCUGACCCGAGAACCUCCCCUCAAAAUCUUGGCUUUCUCUCGGAUAUCGCUGGCCCAAAAGGAGCUCAACUAGAGAUAGUCUAUGGGGUCUUUGGCUACAUGCAAGUCCUCUCAGCUUGCUUCAUGUCUUUUGCUCAUGGUGGAAACGAUGUUUCCAAUGCAAUUGGCCCUCUGGCCGCGGCUCUCUCUAUCCUCCAAGGUGGGAGCACAGGGGCUGAAAUUGUGAUCCCGAAUGAUGUGCUAGCAUGGGGUGGGUUUGGGAUAGUGGCUGGUUUAAUGAUGUGGGGUUAUAGAGUGAUGGCUACAAUAGGAAAGAAGAUAACUGAGUUGACUCCUACAAGGGGUUUCGCAGCUGAAUUUGCAGCUGCAUCUGUUGUGAUUGUGGCCUCAAAGUUGGGUUUGCCUAUAUCAGCCACGCACACGCUUGUUGGCGCGGUGAUGGGGGUUGGAUUUGCUCGUGGGCUUAAUAGCGUGAGGGCCGAAACAGUGCGUGAGAUUGUGGCCUCUUGGGUGGUCACAAUACCAGUUGGAGCGGGGCUUUCUGUUGUGUACACUUGGCUCCUCACUAGGCUUCUUUCAUCUGUCUUCUGAUUUAGCUUCUUUCAUUGCUCAUCUGAUGGGUUCAGAUCUUGAUCAGAUAUGUGCAGGUGGUUCACUCUCGAAUGGCUAUUGUGGAUUAUUAUGCUCAUGAUAGCCAUUGGCAGCAUCCCCGAGACACCAAUUAUGUAUUACUUCUGAGGCUUCCAAUAUCUUACUUGAUUCUGUCCCGGUCGUUGUCCCCAAAUGUUGUCCGGGAAUUCAGAAAAAACAAAAAGAAAAAAAAAAAAAAAAAAAAGAAAGAAGAAGAAGAAGAAGAAGAAGAAAUUGUUGAGGUUCACUACUUGUGGACUGCUUCAUCCAUACCCUUUCUUUUAUUGUCCCUUUUGUUCUGAUUUGGAUAGAGUAAUAGAUUUUACUUUUGCAAUUUAUAUCUGUGGAAGAAAGAAAGAGUUCAUUCCCUUCAAGAAGAAAUAAAGAGGAAAACCAAAAAAACACUACUCGAGAAAAAGCCUCGUGCAGUUUGCAUGCACUAGCAAAGGCACAUACAUUUAUUAGGGAUCAUUUUGUCACAAUAGAUUUAAAUGAGAUGACGAAUGUGUGGAUUAUUUUAUUUAUCA